Zingiber officinale is the source of this 1704-nucleotide messenger RNA. Its product is annotated as non-structural maintenance of chromosomes element 4 homolog A-like. The record is from RefSeq and is a predicted model, not a curated record. Gene Ontology annotation, biological process: DNA repair. Bases 256 to 1488 code for a protein of 410 amino acids. Gene Ontology annotation, cellular component: nucleus; Smc5-Smc6 complex. NCBI's taxonomy places the organism in Eukaryota, Viridiplantae, Streptophyta, Magnoliopsida, Zingiberales, Zingiberaceae. The transcript is spliced from 6 exons.
AUGACGGCCAAGUAAACAGACUGCAGGUUACGAUCUGUCGGUCUCUCUCCUUCGCGAGGGCGAGGAAGGGCGUUGAGAAGGCGCAGCGUGUGAGCGUGGGACGGGUCAUAAGAAUUCAUCCGCCGCGCUUUAUCUGCUCUCACCCGAUUCCGCUCCCUCAAAACCCUACCGCUUCCGCGUCUCCUCGAUCGCUGUUUCCCCUCGUCUAUUGAGAUUCCGUCGAUCCCCUUCCGUCACUAGGCCGGGCGUUUCACCAUGGUGAGGCCCACGAAGCAGCCGGAUCCUGCUAACAAAAGAGGCGGGCCGGCGGAGUGCGGCCGAGCAGAAAACGGUCGGGAGGAAGGCGAUGCUGGAGUCGCUUCGUCAGCUCAGCAAGGAACGGCGGACCGUCGGGUUCUUCGAUCCCGUUAUUUGGCGGUGAAGCACCUGAUCAGCGAUAAAAGAGAUGACAUUGCGGGAGUCGAUUCUGGAAAUUUCAACUCAAUCAUCACGGAGGUUGAAAGCUUGCACGAACUCGUCCAGAAGCCUAGGGAGCAGGUGGCAGAUGCAGAAGCUCUUUUAGACAUUGCCAACACCUUGGUAACAUCUGUUAAGUCUCAAGCAAAUGAAGGAAUAACCCCUUCAGAUUUCGUAAAUGCUCUUCUAAAGAAACAUGGAGAAGUAAAUGGAGGAGAAAGCACUGGAAAUACUAUCCACUGGUCAAAUCUUGGCUGUAAUGUUGCCUAUAUUUUCAGGAAUGCCUCUGGAUGUUCUACAAUGAUUGGUCCAAUGGGGAAUGAGUUGAAGCAGCGCAAGGCGGUUGUUCAGAGAAAGCGAACAAGACCAACUGAAAGUCGUCAGCCAGAAGAGCUUGCAGAUACUGGAACUGAGGUUAAAACUGAUACCGACAAAAACAUGUCGACCAUGUUUGACAUCCUAAGGAGAAAGAAAAGUGUAAAGCUGGAAAACUUGGUGCUGAAUAGAGAAUCAUUUGCACAGACUGUAGAAAAUAUAUUCGCUUUGUCAUUUCUGGUAAAAGAGGGAAGAGCAGAGAUGACUGUGAAUAGCAACGGCCAACAUAUUAUUUGUAGGCUUUUCUUUGGUGUUUCAGUAUUUCUAUUGGUCUUUUUUAUCCUCUGUGGUGCUUCUCAUGUGCUUCCCCUUCUUUCAUCAGCUCCAAGAAAUGCCCCCGCAGCCUCUGCAGUUGCAUCAGGUGAAGUCUCAUACAGUCAUUUUGUAUUCAGAUUUGACUUCAAGGACUGGAAGCUGAUGAUUGACAAUGUUGCCGUCGGGAAAGAGCUGAUGCCACACAGAAACAACAACAUUGGUGGUGGUGCAAGUACAUCCAACUCUAACAAUGCUGGUGAGGAAUCACAAGCCCCUGCAACACCAAUCAAAAAGCUGACUAGAAAUCGGGGAUUGAUCAUACAAGAAGCCUCCAUUGUCGAUGAAUCACUAGAAACUGCUACUGCAACAAAAAAUGGCAAGAGAAAACAUUUAUUUCUAUAGAGAUAUCUACUGAUGGGGAGUAGCUUAUACUAACUAGAACUGCAUGAAUUGGACCUACUCCUAAUUUAGACUAACCAGAACUUCUUCAGGUGAUUAACCUAGAUAUCCAGAAUGUUUUUAUGUUGGGUGUUAUUGCUCUGAAACUGGAUAUCAUCUACACACACACGUUGCACAUCCCGUGUGCAUUUUAUUUUAUUUUAUUUUUUGGAUUUGAUU